AUGGACGAAGAAUCCACAUUCGGUAGGGAUGAGAAUGAUACUGAUAAGGUGACUAAGACUGAUCACGAUAAUUUGAACGAAGAUGAUGACAGCAACGACAAUGAUUCCGUCUCGUCAUAUGAUAUCUUACCUCCGGAUGAUUUUCAUAAUAAUGAACAUGUCGCAAAUAGUGAAAACGAAGAUGUGGAUGUUGACAAUGUGCAACAUAGUUGGCAAGAAUCAUUUGCAGAUAACUUGAGCCAGGAGGAGUCAGAUGGUCCUAGCGGUGAUCACGAUGAGGGAGAGAUCGAUAUUGAGGAGGCUCAAAGGCAGCAGAAGAUGCUUGAGACACAUUGGAAGGUCAUGGCUAUGACCUUUCGGUCGCAAGGGGAUGCAUACAUAUUCUACAACAAUCACGCGAAAGAGCACGGGUUUAGCAUCAGGAAACAGAAGGUGAACCGAGGUGCUUCAGGAAUGAUACGGUACCGGCGGUUUCUUUGCUCCAGGGCAGGGAGAAGGCAGAGCAAGUUCAUAACCAUGGAGGGCCGCAAGCACAGGCUUAGACCGAAGACUCGUUGCGACUGCGGUGCACAUAUGGUGGUGAAGCUGGACAGAGAACGUGGCGUUUGGUUCGUCGCAUCAUUCGUGGAUGAUCACAACCACGCGAAGGCUCGUCCCGACGAGAGAAAAAAGAAGCUCAUUGCAAAGGGUGAUGCAAAGACGACAGUUGGCAUUAUGAGGAGCGGGAAGGAGAACGACCCUGAGUUUUUCUUAGUAUGUGCUUGA
Aegilops tauschii subsp. strangulata is the source of this 765-nucleotide messenger RNA. The record is from RefSeq and is a predicted model, not a curated record. NCBI's taxonomy places the organism in Eukaryota, Viridiplantae, Streptophyta, Magnoliopsida, Poales, Poaceae.